This is a messenger RNA of Hermetia illucens (black soldier fly), 1595 nucleotides long. RefSeq names its product gram-negative bacteria-binding protein 3-like. Gene Ontology annotation, molecular function: hydrolase activity, hydrolyzing O-glycosyl compounds; carbohydrate binding. Lineage: Eukaryota; Metazoa; Arthropoda; Insecta; Diptera; Stratiomyidae. The record is from RefSeq and is a predicted model, not a curated record. The transcript has a single exon. Bases 110 to 1519 code for a protein of 469 amino acids. Gene Ontology annotation, biological process: carbohydrate metabolic process.
GUAAACUGAUGUAGUAGGAGAAAACGUGUUUGAAGAAAGUAGGAGUUUGCGGCGCCAUUCAUCUCAGACCGGUCGUAAGUGCUUGUAGUUGCUUCUACUCGGGGGAGUCAUGUUGCUGUGUUUCUUCCGUGUGUUUUUGCUUUCAACUAUAGUUUUAAACUCAGCUGAAGGAUAUUAUGUGGUUCCACGCGCAAAGUUUGAAGUGUUCUAUCCGCGUGGCUUUCAAGUUUCGAUACCUGCUGAAGAUGGCGUGACACUAUUCGCCUUCCAUGGGAAACUCAACGAAGAAAUGGAAGGCCUCGAAGCUGGGCACUGGUCCAUGGAUAUUACGAAGCCGAGAAAUGGACGUUUUACAUUUAGAGAUCGAGGAACAGCAUUAAAAGUGGGCGACAUUAUUUACUACUGGACAUAUGCCCUGCAUUAUGGAUCUGGUUAUCGUGAGGACAAUGGCGAAUACAAAGUGACGGGAUAUGUUAAUAAAACUGACGACGUCGUUACCUUUCCUUCUUCUCCCUCGCCUUCUCCUGAGACUUGUAAGCCUUCAGUAACUUAUGUAAACGGAGUGAAACAGGAGUGCGCGAACGUGGAGAUUUUCGCUGAGGAUUUUUCCAGCAGGACGAUAGAUCCUUCCAAGUGGACUCAGCAGAGACGGUUUUCCCGGGAACCUGACUAUGAAUUUGUAACUUACCUGUUGAAUGAUGAUAUUCUUUACACUGAAAGUAGCAACCUUUUCAUAAAGCCAAAGCGCUUAACAGAUAUUUACGGCGAAAACAUCUUGCGAGGCCACCUCUUUUUCCGUACAGAUUGCACGGGAGAAAUUAGAACGAAGGAAUGUGACCAGCACGGCGAGAGGUUCAUGUUGCCGCCAAUAGCUUCAGGGCAAGUUACAACCAAAAAUCAUUUUAGCUUCAAGUAUGGAUCAGUUAAAAUAAGAGCCAAAUUGCCAAACAUGAAAUGGGCAUUUCCUCAAUUUUUUUUGGAUCCUUCCGAAAACGCUUAUGGAAGCAGAGAUUACAGCUCCGGGCAGAUGAGGGUUGCUUUCUUCUCUGAGUCAGACCCGUUAGUUCUAUCUGGUGGUGCGAUACUUGCAAGCGAAAGGAAAUUUAGAAAUCUGUUUACGUGCGAAAAUGUAAAAAAAAGUGGAACAUGGAGUGCAGAUUUUCAUAUUUUCAGUUUAGAGUGGACGCCAGAUUCGAUUACUACAUCAGUCGAUGGGAUUGAGUAUUGUUUGAUUGAACCAGGCAACGGAUUUGGAUACGCUGAAACAGCGGCGGGUGAAAAAAUUCCAAAUGCUGAAUAUAUAAGAAGGGGUGGUAAAAUGGCACCUUUUGAUCAUGAGUUCCACUUAACAAUUGGUCUAGGUGUAGGUGGCCAUUAUGAUUUUGAUGAUAAUAUAUCGGGUAAGCCAUGGAUAAAUAGAGAACCGAGAGCUCACAAUGACUUCUGGAAUGCUAUAAAAGGUACAAAUUACCCACAAGGAAAAUUGAUAAUUGAUUAUGUAAAGGUAUUAACUGUUUAAGUAAAAACAUAUACAUAAAUACAUUAGUAUAUAGGGAGAAUAAAGGCUUUUCUGAAAAAAACCAGUUUGGAUUAAA